This is a messenger RNA of Humulus lupulus (European hop), 2076 nucleotides long. RefSeq names its product 4-coumarate--CoA ligase 2-like. The transcript is spliced from 5 exons. NCBI's taxonomy places the organism in Eukaryota, Viridiplantae, Streptophyta, Magnoliopsida, Rosales, Cannabaceae. The record is from RefSeq and is a predicted model, not a curated record. The coding region runs from base 76 to 1848 and encodes 590 amino acids. Gene Ontology annotation, molecular function: 4-coumarate-CoA ligase activity.
UACAGAAAAAGUCAUUACAUUAGGAGAGAGAAGCGGACAGAGAAAUAUAGAUCAUUAUCAUCAUCAAAGAUCACCAUGAUGAUCUCCAUUGCUUCUCCUCUCGAAACCCAAACUAAACCAGCUGACAUCUCUCCCAAUAUCUCCACCACCACCACCAUUGAUGACCACGAACAUGUCUUCAAAUCCAAAUUACCCGAAAUACCCAUCUCCGACAACCUCCCACUCCACACCUACUGCUUCCAAAACCUCCCGGAAAACGCAGACCGGCCAUGCCUCGUCGUCGGCUCAACCGGAAAGACUUACUCCUACGCCCAAACCCACCUCAUUGCCCAAAACACCGCCGCCGGACUCGCCCGGCUCGACAUCCGAAAAGGUGACGUCAUCAUGCUCCUCCUCCACAACUGCGCCGAGUUCGUCUUCUCCUUCCUCGGAGCUUCCAUGAUCGGAGCCGCCACCACCACCGCCAACCCUUUCUACACCUCAGCCGAGAUUUUCAAACAGUUAAAACUCUCCAAAGCCAAGCUCAUCCUAACCCAAUCCCAGUUCGUCGACAAGCUCAGAGAUGACCCAGAAAAACUCAUCGGCCGGGACUUCUCAGUCGUCACCACCGACGACCCACCGGAGAAUUGCUUGCCGUUCACCGUUCUCUCCGAGGCGAAACAGAGCGACGAACCAGAGCCUGUCGAGAUCCACCCGGAAGACCCCGUGGCCAUACCGUUCUCGUCCGGGACGACGGGGCUGCCCAAAGGGGUGGUGCUGACGCACAAGAGCUUGAUCACGAGCGUGGCGCAGCAGGUGGACGGAGAGAAUCCGAACCUGUAUUUGAAACCAGACGAUGUGGUGCUCUGUGUUCUUCCUCUCUUCCAUAUCUACUCGCUCAACAGUGUUCUUCUCUGUUCGUUGAGAGCCGGAGCUUCGGUUCUGCUCGUGCCGAAGUUCGAGAUCGGAACUCUGCUGGAGUUGAUUCAGAAACACCGUGUUUCGGUGGCUGCGGUGGUGCCGCCGCUGGUGCUGGCUCUGGCGAAGAAUCCUGUUGUGGCUGAGUAUGACUUGAGCUCCAUAAGAAUGGUGCUCUCUGGGGCGGCGCCGCUGGGAAUGGAGCUUGAAGAUGCUCUCCGGAGACGAGUUCCUCAGGCGGUUAUCGGCCAGGGAUAUGGGAUGACUGAGGCUGGGCCAGUGCUAUCGAUGUGCUUGGCCUUUGCAAAGAAUCCAUUCCCUACCAAGUCAGGCUCAUGUGGCACCGUAGUUAGGAAUUCCCAACUCAAGGUCAUAGACCCUCAAACUGGUGUCUCCCUUCCCUAUAACGAGCCCGGUGAGAUUUGCAUCCGCGGCCACCAAAUCAUGAAGGAGUAUUUGGACAACCCCGAAGCCACCGCCACCACCAUCGACGUCGAUGGUUGGCUCCACACUGGCGACAUUGGCUAUGUCGACGAUGACGGCGAGAUCUUCAUUGUUGAUAGAGUUAAGGAGAUUAUCAAGUUCAAGGGUUUUCAGGUACCACCAGCAGAGCUUGAGGCCCUCCUUAUUAGCCACGCUUCGAUUGCAGAUGCUGCAGUAGUUCCGCAAAAAGAUGAGGUGGCCGGAGAAGUACCAGUUGCUUUUGUGGUUCAAUCAAAUACUGGCUUUGAUCUGACUGAAGAGGCUGUAAAAGAAUUCGUAGCAAAGCAGGUGGUAUUCUACAAGAAAUUGCACAAGGUUUACUUCAUUCAUUCGAUUCCAAAAUCUCCAUCGGGAAAGAUUUUAAGAAAAGAUCUCGUAGCCAAGCUUGCCCUAAUAGCUUCAGCCUCACCUGUUUCUGCUCCUACUCCUACCUCUACUAAUAAUAAUAAUGAUAAAUCUAAUCAAUAAUUAGUGAAAUGUAUUCAUUUUAAUUAUUUAUUGGUUUGAUGGGUGUUCUUCAUUCUUAAUAAGAAAGUAUUUUUGGGUGUUGUGAAGCUACAAAUUAACUUAGCCAACAUCACCACUUCUCAUUCAUUCAUGAAUUGUGUGUAUUUACAUGUAUUGUUAAAGAGUUGUAGUGCAACAAAAGCUCUCUCUUGUUAAGUAUUCAAUGACACUCGUCAUUUAUCUAUUCAA